AUGACAGAUAGGAAUCUCUACAACCCAAGAACCGUAAUCGACCAUGCGGAUUUCAAGAAACUCUCCGGCAAGCCGGAGCACACAGAUGCAAAUAUCGCACUGUGCUACUCACCCGAGAAGAAAGUUUACAUGGUCCAAAAGCCCCGCUUUGAUCCUGCACCUGGUCAAGUAGAGUGUCAUGUGAAAGCGACUGGAUUCUGUGGCUCCGAUGUGCAUUUUGCCCAGCAUGGUGCCAUUGGACCUAUGGUAGUCGACGACAUAUGCGGCUGCGGGCACGAGAGCGCGGGUGAGGUUACGCGUGUUGGAGAAGGUGUUACAGAUUUCCAGCCGGGUGACAGAGUGGCGAUUGAGGCUGGUGUUCCUUGUGGAGUGUGCGACUACUGCAAGAGAGGCCGCUACAAUGCUUGUCCAGACGUCGUCUUCUUCUCUACACCUCCUCACCACGGCACUAUGACACGCUACCACCUCCACCCCGCAGCGUGGCUGCACAAGCUGCCAGAAAGCAUGUCCUUUGAAGAAGGUGCCCUCUGCGAACCCCUCGCGGUGGCUAUGGCGGGUAUGCAAAGGAGUGGGAUGAGACUAGGUGACUGUGUGGUUGUUUGCGGUGCUGGUCCAAUAGGUUUAGUCACCCUCCUCGCGGCUAGAGCAGCUGGCGCAAUCCCUCUCAUCACUGACCUCUCCUCAUCCCGUCUCGACUUCGCUAAGAAACUCGUGCCGUCUGUCAAGACAGUGCUGAUCGAGAAGGGUCAAUCGCCAAAAGAAGUCGCGGAGAAGAUACAAAAGGUCGCCAGCAUGCCUGUUACGUUGGCCAUGGAAUGUACUGGUGUCGAGAGCAGCAUUCACGCUGCUAUUUUCUCGAUGGCUUUCGGAGGUAAAGUUUUCAUCAUCGGUGUGGGCAAGGAUAUACAGACAAUCCCAUUCAUGCAUCUAUCAGCUAAUGAGAUUGAUCUUCAAUGGCAGUUCCGCUACGCUAAUCAGUACCCACGCGCUAUUCGCUGCGUCGCUAAUGGAAUGAUCGAUGUCAAGCCGCUCGUAACUCACAGGUUCUGCCUCGAAGAUGCAAUGGAUGGUUUCGAAACUGCCGCGAACCCAGCUUCCGGCGCUAUCAAAGUGCAAAUUGUUGAUUGA
This is a messenger RNA of Wallemia ichthyophaga EXF-994, 1128 nucleotides long. Its product is annotated as Sorbitol dehydrogenase. Gene Ontology annotation, biological process: D-sorbitol catabolic process. NCBI's taxonomy places the organism in Eukaryota, Fungi, Basidiomycota, Wallemiomycetes, Wallemiales, Wallemiaceae. The coding region runs from base 1 to 1128 and encodes 375 amino acids. The record is from RefSeq and is a predicted model, not a curated record. The transcript has 3 exons. Gene Ontology annotation, molecular function: zinc ion binding; L-iditol 2-dehydrogenase (NAD+) activity.